Messenger RNA from Oppiella nova, 308 nucleotides. Lineage: Eukaryota; Metazoa; Arthropoda; Arachnida; Sarcoptiformes; Oppiidae. The record is from the annotation of a GenBank genome assembly.
UAUAAUUACAAACCAUAGCUAAAAUCAUGUAUAAAUUGGUAACUCUGGUGGUUCUCAUUACAGUUUCGCAAACCUAUGCUGAGGAUGGUGUCUUUUCAUGGUAUGACGCACCUGCCGGUGCCAUCACAGCCAGUGGUGAACCCUUCGACCCAAACGCCAUGACUGCCGCCCAUAAGACCCUAUCGUCUAUCAGCGUUAGGAUCAACGACAGGGGACCGUUCGUCGCCGGGAGGAUACUCGAUGUGACCCCCGCUGGAGGUCGUGAGCUCGGUAUCAUCGAUAGUGGACUCUGUCAGGGUCAUAUUUAA